AUGGAGUGGGCUGGAGACGAAAAAGCCAUGCCAAUUGAGGACGUUGGCCGCACAGAGGUAGACAUUGGCAAAGUCCAACUGAUGCCACAUAUGCUGCAGCGCUUCCGCGCCUUGAUACAAAAACGGGUGCUGUAUUUGUGGCGCACACCUUUCCUGUUCGUGAUUGGCUGGAUCCUCCCUGUGGUCAUGGCAUACAUUGGUCUUACGGUAUUCAAGCUAAACCGCGUGGAACUGCCGCCGGAUUUCAGUCACUUCAACCUGAGCACAAUUUUAUCUGAUGGAGCUGAAGAACAACCAGCCAAAGUCUUCAUUGAAGAGGUCACACCGAACGACAAUUCUCUGCGCUACAAGGUGCUUCUAGAGAGCCAGAACGUACCAUACGAUGUUUUCACGGAUACGAAGAAGACUCUUUUGGCCAAGUACAACGAGAACUUUUUUCACUACAUGUUGACCUAUGCGUUCGGCAGCGUCUUCAACACAACAGAGUAAGUGAAUUUGGCGGUAAUUCACGGAUAUUGGGAACAUAUCUCUUCUGUUUAGCCGCACCCAAGUACCUUGCGGUGGACUAAUACUUUAACAUUACAAAUCCUUGUGAUGGCGCAAACUGUGACACGUGUGCACAGAACCAAGAGUGACGAAUAAAGGAGGUGAGUGAGGUUACAGAAAUUCAGCUCGGUUACAGCUCGUGUGAACAUUUAGGUUGACCAGCAUGUCUUUAGCGAUGAUUCUGCAUCUGAUUUUCGGACUUUGUUAAACAAAAUAGUGUACACGAUUUAAGUAAUCCACGGACUUUAUCGCACGCUGCAUUGGAGGUAGGUUUCAAGUUUACCGGUUGCUGAUGGAUCAGGAGUACGACGUGAAGGAUGUACAGUAGUCAAUAGUGCGAAUGAAAGAGGAGACCCGGAGAGUCAUGCUACAUUUUUCGUCGAUAUAGUAUGCUGUUCUAAGCCACGCGAAGGGAACAUCCACUGAAUGCAUGAUUUUGUUAAAAAGUUC
Dermacentor andersoni is the source of this 996-nucleotide messenger RNA. The record is from RefSeq and is a predicted model, not a curated record. NCBI's taxonomy places the organism in Eukaryota, Metazoa, Arthropoda, Arachnida, Ixodida, Ixodidae.